Messenger RNA from Penaeus chinensis, 2432 nucleotides. Its product is annotated as glycosyltransferase 1 domain-containing protein 1-like. Bases 993 to 2153 code for a protein of 386 amino acids. The record is from RefSeq and is a predicted model, not a curated record. NCBI's taxonomy places the organism in Eukaryota, Metazoa, Arthropoda, Malacostraca, Decapoda, Penaeidae. The transcript has 7 exons.
UCAGUGUGCCACGAGUCGUCGCGGUGAAACGUUGCGUCUCUUUCACUCCGCCUGUGAUAUCACGUGUACUUGUGAUAUGGUUUCUAAGUAACUGUUAGAUUUGAUUAUGCGUAUGUAGAGCUUCAUUAUGGGGAUGUGCAUUUACGUUGUGUUUCGUGUUAAAUUAUAAGUAAGUGAUCGCACUUUCACCAGGUGCCCCAUAUCGACUGUCAUUGACACGUACGUCGUCAGAAAGAUACUGUGUCAACUUGAGAGGAGCGCAGUACAGCGUGGAUAUGGCGUUUGGCGUCGUGACCUUAGCUGCUCAUACAUAAAACAAACACAUAAACACUGCACUUAAUAAGCAGUGUAAGUAGACAGGAAAGUUGACACAAGUGUGAGAUAAAAUUGAUGAAAAACACACGUUCACUGGUUUGGACAAGCACGCGUGUGUACGUGAAGACGAAUGCAUUUAUUAUACUUGAUAUACUAAUCUCUUGUUUGGCUGCCACUUCAUACGCGUUAAACUGUUGUCAGAAUUACAAAGUACUUUCGAGUUCUAUUUACGAUAUUGUUUUUCUCUCUUAGAUGUGUAAAAACUGUAUCAUGUGUGAGGGAUUAACUUUGUAUGUGCGCGUAAGAGAAAGAACGUGAUAAAAUCAUAUGUAUGUAGAGGUCUGCGCAUAAAAGGAUACAGGGGAACUGCGAAUGGACGCAAACAAAGGUGUGCUUGUCUGGCUGUCCGGUAAUUCAACCGCGCGGGAUGACCAUGGCUAUGUCUUUGUGCCUUAAAACGUCCAAAUUAAACUGCAAAAUAACGUCCACCGAUUGUACAGAGGCUAAUGUGUUGCGAUGUGCAUCAAGGAAUGUCGAUAGUCAUUCCAAAGAUAUAUUAACGUUCCUCCUUGUUUAUCGUCGAAUGAGAGGGUGAGGCUUCCCACCUCUCAGUCUCCUCAGGGCUCGUUCGGAAGGGCGAAGCUCAUCCUGCAUGCGUAGACGUCAGUACACACCAUAUGUAUUUAUUCAGGGCGCACGUGGAGGCGAGUGGUUGGAGCUGCGACCUGCGCGACCCGGAGGACCUGCCCGACGCCGCGGCGGUGACUGCCGCGGUGGCCAGCUGCGACGUAGUGCUCGGACUGCACCUCUACCGCAGUGGCCUAGUGCUUGCAGCCUGCAGGGCGCUGAAGGUGCCCUAUGUGGCGUGCUGCGGAGGCACGGAUGUGAACGAGUGCCUGCAGGUCCCGGCCAUGAACGCCGUCAUGCAGGAGGCCGUGGCGGGGGCGGUGAGCCUCCUCGCCUUCACGGCCGACAUGAAAGAGGCUGCGCUGGCUGCCUGGCCGUUUCUCCAGCCCGAGCGUGUGAGGGUGCUCCCGCAGGCGGUGUCAGUGUGCCCCGAUGACGCCUUCGAUGUGGCUCAUUUCUUGAAGUCGCUGGACGGAGACCAAGCUAAGCAAGCGGAGACAGUGAGUGAAAGUUUUUACGAGAUCAGGGAAAGAGGAUUAGUUCCAGGACAAACCUCGGUUCCUUUCAACGGUCCUUCGUCUACUAUUACACAAGGUGUUCCGAGGACGCAGUCAAGAAUGCCACGGGACGUGGGAUACCCACUGAUAGUGUUGAUAGCAGGACUUCGACCAGUUAAGGACGUACUGUAUGUAGCUGAGGCUUGGAGCAACUGGAAUGCUGAGCGAGAGGGCCGAGGAAGGCUACUCAUCAUGGGCCCCGCUCUCGAUGCUCACUAUGCCCGCCAGGUUCACUCUGAGGCAUCCAGAUGGUGCGGUGUAAGGGUAGCAGACAGCCUGAAGCCACCUGAGUGCCACGCAGUUAUCGCAAGUGCCACUGUGUUGUUAAACUCCUCCUUGAGUGAAGGCAUGUCUGCAGCUGUACUGGAGGCCAUGGCCUUGGGCACGCCCGUGUUGGCUCGGGACAUUCCGGGCAACCGCGCGGUGGUGCGGCAUGGAGAGACGGGUAUGCUCUUCUCCUGCCCCGACACUUUCGUGCAGCAGCUGAACCGCCUCCUGGACGAGCCCGCCCUCGUGGCCGCCGUCACCGCCAACGCCAAAGCCUACGUCGCCGCCCGCCACCACCCACGCGAGGAAGCCGCCACCCUCUCAAUCGUCCUCCGGGAGGCCGCUGUCCGCAGGCAGAACGCCGACUGGCAGGAGGAACUUGUGUAGACCUUGGCACUGCAGGAAGCUGUGGAAAUUAGACGAUAUUUAUGUACCCCCCCCCCCUCUCUCUCUCUCUCUCUCUCUCUCUCUCUCUCUCUCUCUCUCUCUCUCUCUCUCUCUCUCUCUCUCUCUCUCUCUCGUAUCAUUUUUUUUUUUUUCAUUUUUGUUAUUAUUCAUUUAUAUUUGUGGUAUUGUGUGUACUAAGCAAUAUGUCAUGCAGAACAAAGAUGUACAGUGAUCAUAUGUAAUAUAUAUGUGAUAUAUAUUUUUAGUAAUAAAUAUUUU